Salvia splendens (bonfire salvia) is the source of this 1766-nucleotide messenger RNA. RefSeq names its product ethylene-responsive transcription factor 1B. Gene Ontology annotation, biological process: ethylene-activated signaling pathway; regulation of DNA-templated transcription. Bases 971 to 1552 code for a protein of 193 amino acids. The transcript has a single exon. The record is from RefSeq and is a predicted model, not a curated record. NCBI's taxonomy places the organism in Eukaryota, Viridiplantae, Streptophyta, Magnoliopsida, Lamiales, Lamiaceae. Gene Ontology annotation, molecular function: DNA-binding transcription factor activity; DNA binding.
GAUGGUGGGAGAGUGUUCCUAUUCAAGAAUAUAGAUGAUUAGGACUUCUUAGCACUUAAAUUCCUCUUACAAAGUGUGUGAAGUGAGUUUUGGGAUGUGUGAAGUUGUUGGGAUCGAGUUCUAAGCUUUGUAUUUAUACUUGGAGUGAAAAAUCAUCAAAAUAGGCAUCAAGUGCAAUCUCCUGGUAGGGCGAUUCGAGAUGUGAGAAUCGUUCGACUUGGGCGUUCUCUCUGACUCGUAAAGACCUCUCGAACGCUUGGUAGAGCGUUCUUCAAUGCGUGAAAUUUCCAACUCGGGCAUUUUCCCUGUUUUCGAACUGUAGAACGCGCGAUCGGGCGUUUUCUUUCCUGCUCCAGAGCGCGACUCGGUCGUUGUCUCUAUUUCGCCACCUUUAAACCCGGUUUAAGUCCAUUUUCACCUGUUUUAAUUCCAAAACUUUGACAAACUCGUUAAAUAAUCUGAAUAGUGCAUAUUAAGCUAAAAAUAACUCAAUGACCCAUAUUAAAUAUCCACUAUAAUAUCCUAAACCAUGAGUUUACCAACCGUAUACUCUGUUUUCUGCAAAGAUCAAGAAAUGUCACUCUUUUAGAUUUAUAUAGAUAUAUUUCACCAGUUACUACACCCAAUCAAACAAGUAGUAUUCAUUUAUUUAGAAAUUUUUAUGUUCAUCUGAUAACUAUUUGUCUGACAUGGCUGCGUGUCAAGCUUUGGGGUCACGUGUGAUAUAUCCCAAUUGCUCCUCCUACAAUAAUUUAUGUCUUCCAUAAUUUCAUUAAAUAAAAAACAUGCAUCCUCCCUGAACUAUUGUCACACUCCUAGUUUUAACAAUAAAAUACCAAUAUAAUAUAUUCCCUUUCACCCCCAAAAUGUUACUCUUUUGAACAUUCCUCUCCAUUAUCAAUACAAUUACACACAUAUAGUAUAUAAACAAUCUAGACUUCCCCAAAAAAAUACACACACAAAAAUAAAAAUGAAGCCAAUGUUUGAUGGCACUAUUUUUCAAUCAUCAAGCACUGAUUUCUCCUCAGACAAUUCCUCCUUGAUUUCAUCCUCGGAAUCGUCUCUCCCCUUCGACGAGAACGAUUCCGAGGAAAUGCUCCUCUACGACGUCGUCGCAGAGGGGCGCCGCCAAGCCAGCGAUGAGGUGAACUCGUCGCUGGCACCAAAGGCGGGAGCGUCGUUCCGCGGCGUGAGGCGGCGGCCGUGGGGGAAGUUCGCGGCGGAGAUAAGGGACUCGACAAGAAACGGGGUGAGGGUGUGGCUGGGGACGUUCGAGACGGCGGAGGCGGCGGCGCUGGCGUACGACCAGGCGGCGUUCGCGAUGAGGGGACCGGCGGCGGUGCUGAAUUUUCCGGCGGAGAGGGUGAGGGAGUCGCUGCGGGAGAUGAGGUGGUGCACUGAGGAAGGGGUGUCGCCGGUGAUUGCGCUGAAGAGGAGGCACUCGAUGAGGCGGCGCGGCGGCGGCGGAGGGAAGAAGAAGAAGAAGGUGGUGGUGUUUGAGGAUUUGGGGGCUGAUUUUUUGGAGGAGCUUUUGAUCAAGACUUCUUGGUGAAAUUCAAAAGCCACCUACUUUUUUUUCUAUCUUGCUAAAUGUUGUCCAUAUCCAUAGUAUAAAUGUGGCCACUAGUUUAGGAGUUUUUGUUCUUCCUUUGUUUAGAUAAAGUCUUCAUCUAAUAUAGUGUGUGGAAGAUUUAGUGUUUUUUGCAUGGGAGUAUUACUUUUUGUUAGGAUUAAUAAAUGAACAAAUAUUUAGUAAUAUUGUCUUA